AUGCCGCAGACGCCCUUGGAGAUCUAUGCCAGAUCGCUUGCCGAGGACGCAGAUGAUACCCCAAUGCUCUUCCCCAUGUACACCGUUGCCAGCGACGUGCUACUCAAGAUGACGAAGGUCGAACCACACGAGAAGUUGAAGGAGUGCGGCCAGCUCGUGAACUUUGGCGACGACUUGGGCAAAGCGGCUUUCGUGUCGCACCA
This is a messenger RNA of Symbiodinium necroappetens, 203 nucleotides long. The record is from the annotation of a GenBank genome assembly. Lineage: Eukaryota; Dinophyceae; Suessiales; Symbiodiniaceae.